UGUCAAGACUCAGUUGCAUGUUGCUAAGCUGUUGCAGCGCCGCUCCCGGGUCUUCCAGUGCCGGCAUCGCCCCCGUGGACGGCUGCUUGUGAAGUGGUGGCUGAGUGCAUAGCGAGUGGGAAGUUUUCUAUUUUUUUAUAAGUGUUCAAACAGAUCAACCAUGACAACUGAACGCAGGCUUCUUUGUUUGGCAACAUACAUGUGCCCGAGCCUCCCGGUGGAGUAUUAUGAAUUCCUGGCAGACUACCUAGAAACGGAACUCAACCUGAGGACAGUGCUUCUCUACGACUCUCGGAGGCCAGGACCAGACAGCCAGCGAGGGGAUGACGAGAGGGUUGACAUGGCAUUUGUACGAACUUCAACAUACAUUGAUAAGUUUCGGUCUUCCAAUAAGUUCAAGUUGCUCCCUGCAAGUGCUGCAACAAAACACCCUGUGAAAGGAGAAGUUCACGGUUACUUCGCGGACAUCGUUGUUCAUAGGGAUGUCAGAGAUAGAGUUAAGGAAUUCCUAGAUCUGCGAGGUUGCAAGUAUGCAUAUGCGAGUGAAAAUUCUAUCAGCAGUGCCAGACAAGUUCUUCUUACCCUGAAGCAGAUGGGAGAAAAUGCGUCAUUCUUUUCUGAUAUUCAGGCAUCAGGUAACCACAUGAAUUCGCUGGAGAUGGUAGUAGCAAAGAAAGCUGAGGCAACGGCCGUGGAUUCCAUUGCCCUAACCAACUACCUGAGCCGCUUUUAUUACCAGGAGUCAGAGCUGCAUCUUCAGGAGUCUUGGGGACCUCUGCCUCCUCAUCCUAUACUGGUUAACACAAAGCUGCCAGAUGAAAUGCAAGGCCAGAUUGAAAGGGCUUUACUGGAAUUGCAUAAUAAACGAGAGUGGGCGAAGCAGCUUGCCGUUUUUGGAAUCACAAGAUUUUGCAAGACUUCAUCUGAGAAUUACUUCCAGGCCAUAGAACUGAUGGAAAAUACCCAGUCUCUUUCAUUAGGUGUUACCUAUUACUGAAAGUCUUCCAAUAGGUUUUAAAAGAAAUCACUUCAGGUAUCCUAUUUUUCAGUCCAGAGAAUGUCCCUUGUUAUAAGCUGCAAGAUAAAAGAAUAUUUUGAUAUGAUUUUCUGCUCCAUUUUGAUAUUAUUAUUGCAGCCAUUUGAUAGCAUUAAAAAAAAUAUAUAUGUAUUGACUAUAAAAAAAUAUACAUAAAGAUGACAUGAACACAGCCACAAUAAAAAAAAAAGGAAUGAUAAAUUACAAUAUAUUGAAUCAGACCAAACUUACAAGAGAGACUUUAGAGAGGCUUUAUUGUUUGACGAGUCUGUGUCACUUGGAAUGUCACGACCUCACUUAUACUUAUAUUUGUAUAGUAUACAUUUUUGUAUUUUUUAUAUCAUAGUUCUUUAUUUUUUUGGCAAGUAGUAAAUGUUCCAAAAGAACAUUUUAAGUAAUAUAAUGCCAUUAUUAAAAGACUGUGGGUCAUUUGUCAUAAAGGAUUGUCAUGUCAACUUGCAUUGUUUGUCCAGAUAAGAAAAAUCUUUUAAUAAA
Molecule: messenger RNA, 1531 nt
Organism: Penaeus indicus
Lineage: Eukaryota; Metazoa; Arthropoda; Malacostraca; Decapoda; Penaeidae
Exons: 6
Coding region: 161-997 (278 amino acids)
Source: RefSeq, a predicted model, not a curated record